This is a messenger RNA of Varroa destructor (honeybee mite), 5347 nucleotides long. RefSeq lists its product as uncharacterized. Gene Ontology annotation, molecular function: chitin binding. The record is from RefSeq and is a predicted model, not a curated record. Gene Ontology annotation, cellular component: extracellular region. NCBI's taxonomy places the organism in Eukaryota, Metazoa, Arthropoda, Arachnida, Mesostigmata, Varroidae.
UUCUUGCUCGACGUUUUCUCCACUUUGCGGUUUCACCCUAUCUUCUUCUUUCCCAAGGUGGAACAAAAUCCGCGCGACUGCCCUACGCCCCCACUUCUCCCCCUUCAUGUGUAUCACAGUCAUUCACCGGUAACCGGUCAAACCCCAUAACCAGCAGCAUUAGGGCAAAAACCGCCCUCUCAUCCAUAGCUCGUCCUGCACGAACUGUGGAAAGAAUUGUUGGCCGCAUGCUGUGUACGAUACCUGGCUACCUAUCAGUAUAUUCUUCUAUUGUAGAUUUAUGUUCCCUCGCUAUAUAAACCGGUGGACUCCGACAGUCGGGCCAGUAGUAGUUGCGGCUACUGCAUUGUUCAGUAAGUUGAGCUGAGUCAGGCGCGAUCCUGGAUCUGACUUGAAGAACGAAUGAACUUGCAAUUAGCACACAGUGACAGCAAGGACGUACCAUGCGACUGUGCAGCCUCGGCUCCGUACUCCUUUGUGGUAAGCAGUAUGCCCAGCGAAUGGAUUCAGUAUUAAGGUGCUAGUGGACAUGGAGGUACUACUAUUUCGAUGGCAAUAUUCAGUAGCCGGUCUACCGUGCGAGUCAAGACGGACCUCAAUAAGGACACAGAUCCUGAUGGAGAGAGACCGCCGUUCGGAGCCACUCUAAUCAGCACCGCCACCGCGCAAGGUUACGGUGGUGCUGGAGAUCUGAUCAGCGUUACGCGAAACCUACCCCAGCCAGAGUAUACGCAAACCGGUCCACAGCCCGACUAUAAGAGGCCAGCUGAGCUUCCUCAGCCACAGCCACGACCCCCUCCUCAGACUGAACCGGACUACUCACCCGAGCAACCAGUCCCUCAGAAUGUUCCGACCCGACCUCCGACGAAGCCUAUUCAGAACUAUGCACCUGUACCCGGCGGACCUGGUCGCGUCCCCGUUCCGACGGUACGCCCGACGCCUGGUCCUGCUCUAGGUCAGUCCGGUCCAACACCGGCUCCGACCCGAAAGCCGGCCAUCGCCCCUGGGCCGGCACCUAUUCCAAGGCCAAUGGGCCCUCGUCAACCGGUCCGUGUUCCAGAACCCACUGGGCCUGCAUCCACUGGUCAACGACAGCCUAUGUAUGUACCUGAGAUACAGGGACCCGCAUCUGGACCUACUCCUGAUUCAAUUCCGGGACUCCGUCAACCCGCAUACACUCCUGGAAAUCGACCUGCACCUGGUCUUGCUCCUCGUCCCGAACUAGCGCUGACACCAGCUCCUCGUCCUGGACUAUCCCCAGCACCAGCUUCUCGACCAGGACAAGCUCCGGCACCACGACCUGUUUCACCGACGCUUCAGCGCCAGCCGGCUUACGUUCCUAUGUCACAGGCGCCUGGGUCUGCACCAAGGCCUGCUCUAGGACCCAUUGCAACACCUGCUGUAGGUUUCAGUCCAAGGCCUGCUUCAGGGCCCGGCCCUUAUGAACAGACGGGCGGUUUGGGUCCACAAAGCCGCCCUGCGCCUGCGGUCGGUGGGGGACAAGGACAACGGCCUGGGGGAAGCCCUGACUAUGACGGUGCGUUUGAUGACGGUUCGUACAAGGGCGAUGAUGGCCAGGUAUGGCCCGCAAUUCGGGGUGAUCCUGGUAAAGACUACCCCAUCUAUGCAUCUGUUCCGGAGACUGGAUUCUCUUGCGAUCAACAAGAUUUACCCGGAUACUAUGGAGAUCCAAACGCAAUGUGUCAAGUAUUCCACAUCUGCCAAACGGAUGAGGAGGGCCAAAAACGCAUUGACUCAUUCCUCUGCCCCAACGGAACAAUAUUUAACCAGCGGUAUUUUGUUUGUGACUGGUGGUACAACUACGACUGCUCAGAAACGGAAGGUUUGUACAGUCUGAACGCAGAACUUUACAAAGAACCUGAACCUGGCCGAGAACAAUACCAGGUAGCGCCUCAGCCUGGCGCCCGUCCUACAGGUCCUAUUCAGAAAGUCACCUUUACGCCUCGUCAACCCGCUUACGUACCCAAUCUGCCGUCACAACCUGCUCCAGGCCCAACCCGAGACGUUGCGCCAAGCCCUGCCCCAAGCCCCGUUCCAGGCCUAGUUGUAGACCGAGUUCCAGGACCAGUUCCAGGCCCAGCUUCAGGCCCAACCUCAAGACCAGUCCCAGGCCCAGCUCCAGGCCCAACCUUAAGACCAGUUCCAGGCCCAGCUCUAGGCCCAAUCUCAAGACCAGUUCCAGGCCCAACCUCAAGACCAGUUCCAGGCCCAGCUCCAGGCCCAGCUCCAGGCCCAGCUCCAGGCCCAGCUCCAGGCCCAGCUCCAGGCCCAGCUCCAGGCCCAGCCUCAACACCAGUUUUAGGCCCAGCCACAACACCAGUUGCAGGCCCAACCCCAGGCCCGAUUCUCCGUCAACCGGCCUACCUUCCUGAGCAACCGACACCAUCAUCUGGUCCACGUCCUUCACUUUCUGUACCCAACCAGCCCACCUACGUCCCUGAAACAUCAACCGGUCCUACUCCAGCUCCGGCUCCCCGUCAGCCGGCCUACCUUCCUGAACCACAAGCACCAUCACCUGGACCACGUCCCUCACUUUCUGUGCCCAGCGCACCAGCCGGUCCUGUUCCAGCUCCCGCCCCCCGUCAGCCGACCUACCUUCCUGAGUCACAGGAACCACCAUCUAGUCCGCAUCCCUCACUUUCUGUACCCAGCCAACCAACCUACGUCCCUGGGACGCCAGCCGGUACUGUACUGGCUCCGGCUCCCCGCCAACCGGCCUAUCUUCCUGAGCCACAGGCACCAUCACCUAGUCCACGUCCUUCACUUUCUGUACCCAGCCAACCAGCCUACGUUCCUGUGGCACCAGUUCGUUCUGUCCUAGCUCCGGUUCCCCGUCAGCCGGCCUACCCUCCUGAGCCACAAGCACCAUCGCCUGGACCGCGUCCCUCACUUUCUGUGCCCAGCGAACCCGCCUACAUCCCUGAAGCACCAGCCAGUCCUGUUCCGGCUCCGGCUCCCCGUCAGCCGGCCUACCUUCCUGAGCCACAAGCACCAUCGUCUGGACCGCGUCCCUCACUUUCUGUGCCCAGCGAACCCGCCUACGUCCCUGAAGCACCAGCCAGUCCUGUUCCGGCUCCGGCUCCCCGCCAGCCGGCCUACCUUCCUAACCCACAAGCACCAUCAUCUGGACCGCGACCCUCACUUUCUGUGCCCAGCCAACCCGCCUACGUCCCUGAAGUACCAGCUGGUCCUGUUCCAGCUCCAGCUCCCCGUCAGCCAGCCUACCUUCCUGAGCCAUCGGCACCAUCAUCUGGACCCAGCCAACCCGCCUACGUCCCUGAAGCACCAGCCGGUCCUAUCCUAGCUCCGGCUCCCCGACCAGGCUCUGAGCCUACACCUGCUCCCCGUCAACCACCUCAGCCAUCGUACACCGCAGAUAUAGCAUCCGUUCCAGCACCACCCAGCCAACCUACCUAUAUUUCUAGACCAGCUCCUGGUCCGCCCCGCCAACCCUCCUAUACUUCCGAACAAGCACCCGCCCCGGCACCUCCGUCCCGUCAACCAUCUAACACCCUCAAUGUCCCGGCACCUCUGGCACCAUCUCUACCACAACCGACCUCUACCCCCCAGGCUUCCGGACCAGCGGCACCUCGUCAGCUCACCUACAUGCUAUCCCCUUCGAUACCUGCCCUACGACAGCCAACGUACAAUGAGCCAGGACCAGCGUCAGCUCCACAAUUUUCCACGUCAGUUGCCCCUAGUCCACCGUCUGCUUCGCAACAACCGAACUAUCAACCCGCCAUUCCUGGUUCUAGAGCUCCAUUUAAAUCGAUCCAAGAGAAACCGCAAUACGGCAAAGUAUCCCAACGGCCAAGCUAUAACGAACAGGCACAGAACCAGAGGGGUUUCGAACUGAGCCAGAGCGUUCAACCAGUGCCCGCGCCUCAGCAGUCGGCGACGACCGACGAGGACGAAGAAGACGGAGGGCGCUAUUAUGGACGUUAAAUCACAAAUAUCUGAACUCGUUCCAACGUUUGCGAUACAUGGGUAACCAAUGAAGUGCCGACGCCAACAACCCCUCUCAGGGGCGAUAAUGCCGCCAAUCUUAGCAAUGUUGUUUUGGGAACGCUCUGGUAAUUCCGUGAAGAUCACAAAUGAUUCACACUGCUGAACCACCCAAGCUCUUCCGAUGCUGGCCUUGGACUAAGUCAGCAUAUUUUGUAAUAAUUAAGCGUCUUUGCAGUGCGCGACUCAUUCCAAAUAUUUAAUAGCUCCUUUUCAAAUGAUUAUCCAAUUUAUUUGGCCUGUACAACCUACAACAAAGAUUACGAACGGAAGCCAUUAACCGUGACUCAAGCCAGCGACAAUGCUAGAGGCGAAGGCCUCCAAAAAACGAUCAAAAAAAAAUGAGGCACACAAGAGAAAUUGCUUUUGGGUUUCACCUUAAUCAAAUGCCGACCCAGAGAACGAGUUUACGCAGAAAGAAUGAGUUUCUAUUAUCGACAGACAAGCUGAACAAAUGAGACAAAUCGGAUCGACUUAACAUUUGCAUGCAAGGUGUAAAAGCCUUGACUUGUACGUCUAGAACCCGUUUUGUCAAGGUCGACACACGGCCUUGCCUUACUGCAUUAACCUAUCUUGUCGUCCACCAAUUCAACCAAUCAACCACAGCUUCAUACAUCCACCUCAACUUCAGUUGCUCUUAGCUCUUCUAAGUCAUUGUAAUAUUUAUGCGGUUCAUCCAGUUUUCUCAUGACUUCAUAUAACCUCAUGGGAGCCUUAUUCAGGCUUAUCCGUACAUACAAUUCGCACGUGUGAACAUCUGCAGCAUUCCACACUUGAUCCACAAACAUCAACAAGCAGACGACGAGCAGAUUUCCUUCUUUCCUCUUCCCACGUAAAUAUUUCCAGAAGCGCGCAUACACGCACCUAUUUAUUUUGCUGACGGUAUUACCAUAUGACUACGACACUGAGGCGAACAAAAAACAACGAAAAACUCGCUCAUGAUAGACAGCUUACUCGAUAAGAAGAGUUAGAACGAAAUAAAAUGAAGCAUAGGUAAGUUCAAGAAAAGAACUUCUACUAAUUGCUGUUGCUGAUCGAACGAAUUGUCUAAUGGUGCUAUUUCAGCAUUACGUGUGUCUUCAGUAUAUAUAUAUAUAUAUACUGAAUACAGUAUGUAUAUAUAUAUAUAAUGGUAGAUAAAUGAGAGGCUAUAUGGAUAUAGCUCUUGGAUGGUGGCUGGAAGUUAUUGUCGUUCCUUUCUGCUACUCGAAGUGUAUCAUACACAGUAGAAAGGAUACACGAUGGCGACUGCGUUACGAGGAGCCCACGAGAAGAAUAGGGAACGUAAAACUGAAUAAAGGCACCAGUAAGACGUAUCGGC